Messenger RNA from Kogia breviceps (pygmy sperm whale), 1323 nucleotides. NCBI's taxonomy places the organism in Eukaryota, Metazoa, Chordata, Mammalia, Artiodactyla, Physeteridae. The record is from RefSeq and is a predicted model, not a curated record.
GCCGGAGAGCCGCGCCCGCGCUGAGCGAGGCCGGGCCGAUGGGCGCUGCUGGCCGGGGCGCGGACCGGCGGGCGGCGUUACUCCUUCACCAUGGACCACCCCAGCCCAAACCCCUCCGGCCUCAUCAGUUCUUCACAAACUUAUUGAUUCGUUGUCUAAAAGGUUGUGGCGUUUUUCUCUCACCCCAGCUGUGUGGACAGAGCCACACGCCCUCUGAACAACAACGGCUCUUGCGUGCAUGUUCCAGUGUUUCUUCUGUCAGAGAGCCCAGCAGAGCUGCAGCUCCUCCCGUGCCAGCCCUGAGCUGAGCCAGGAGUGCCCAGCAGAAAUGGUGAAGAUGACAAGGUCCAAAACUUUCCAAGCGUAUCUGCCAAACUGCCACCGAACGUACAGUUGUGUCCACUGCAGGGCCCACCUGGCCAAUCACGAUGAGCUGAUCUCCAAGUCCUUUCAGGGAAGUCAGGGACGAGCCUACCUCUUCAACUCUGUGGUGAACGUGGGCUGCGGCCCUGCGGAGGAGCGGGUCCUUCUCACCGGCCUGCAUGCCGUGGCGGACAUCUACUGUGAGAACUGCAAGACCACACUCGGGUGGAAAUACGAACACGCCUUUGAGAGCAGUCAGAAAUAUAAGGAAGGAAAAUUUAUCAUUGAGCUUGCUCACAUGAUCAAAGACAAUGGUUGGGAGUAAAGUGAAAACUUCCUGUUCUCUUGAAUACGAUUUUGUGAAAGAGACGGUAAAAGUAAUGGAAACACAGGCACAUCUGAUGGCAGUGUUUCUUGAACUCGAGCCUCACAGGCGGCCUCUCCAGGCCAAUCCCCUGGGUAAGGCGUCCCUCCGAUCUGUGUCUUCUUCAAUAACACGGUUAUUUCUGAAAAGUUUCAAUGACCUUUUUCUAAUUUCUCAAGAUGUAGAGAAAGACCUAACCAACUGGUGACUUAUCCAUCCAGUUAACACCUUCUUUAACCAAUGCCUUUAAGAUAGUUUGGCUGUGCUUUCGUGUUUGAUAGAAAACCAGACCGAAGCCCCAAAGCCUACAGGGAGGUCUCUUCGGAGAGCCAGCUUCCCCUCGUUUGGAGAGAAGGUACGGUAACCACUUCUCCCCGAUUCGCGGAACAACACGGUUGGUUAUUCUUCUCGCAGAUGAGCCGUGAGGGCAGUGCUUACUUAGGACUCAGAAAUCUAUGAAUCUAUGCACCCAAGGGUGUUUUUUUAGCCUUGUUCACAAACAGGCCACCAGUGAUAACAUUUUAGAUAAGCUAUAAAUAGAGAAAUGUGUCUUACGGAACAUGUUGUUUAUUUAAGCCAGUAGCUUCCUUAUCUCA